Closterium sp. Yama58-4 is the source of this 1218-nucleotide messenger RNA. The record is from the annotation of a GenBank genome assembly. NCBI's taxonomy places the organism in Eukaryota, Viridiplantae, Streptophyta, Zygnematophyceae, Desmidiales, Closteriaceae.
AUGCACAAACGGGACCUUGUUGCUGGUCUUCCCAGGGUUCUCCCUCCCCUCCCACCCUCGCCUGCUCCUCCCUGUCUUCCCUGUGUCGAGGGGCGGCAGCGCGCCGCUCCUCACUCCUCCUCCUUCUCCCCGACGACUGCUCCUUUGCAGACGCUCCACAUGGACGUGUGGGGCCCAGCCCGCGUCCGUGGUCAGGGUCAGGAGAGGUACUUCCUGAUUGUUGUUGACGACUUCUCGCGCUACACCACGGUCUUCCCCUUGCGCACCAAGGGUGACGUCCCUGAUGUCUUGAUCCCUUGGAUCCGCAGAUCUCGUCUCCAGCUCCGUGAGCGUUUCCGCUCCGACUUCCCUGUCCUGCGUCUGCACUCUGACAGAGGUGGAGAGUUUUCCUCUGGCCUCUUGGAGGCCUUCUGUCAGCAGGAGGGCAUUGAGCAGUCGUUCACGCUUCCGGCCUCUCCACAGCAGAAUGGGGUUGCUGAGCGCCGCAUUGGCUUGGUCAUGGAGGUCGCUCGUACCUCCCUGGUUCAUGCGGCUGCCCCCCACUUUCUGUGGCCGUUUGCAGUCCGAUACGCUGCGCAUCAGCUCAACCUCUGGCUCCGUGUCUCCUUACCGGAGACUUCUCCGACACUGCGUUGGACGGGAGAGGCUGGCGAUGCGUCGCGUUUUCGGGUCUGGGGAUCUCGAGCUUUUGUUCGCGAUACGUCCGCGGACAAGCUCUUCCGUCGCGCUGUCUCCUGUGUCUUCCUUGGCUUUGUCCCGGACGCGCCUGGUUGGCAGUUCUACCACGCCACCUCGCGUCGUGUCCUGGCCUCUCAGGACGUCACUUUUGACGAGUCCGUAGACCCGGUUGAGCCUGUCGAGGUAGCUGUUGACUCUCGUCCUGCUGGGGGUGCUGAGCCUGACCGUGAGGAGUCUGAGGGUACUGAGCCUAGGGGUGCGGAGCCUGGGGGUGAGGAGCCUGGGGGUGCGGAGCCUGGAGGUGCGGAGCCUGGGGGUGCUGAGCCUGGGGGUGCUGAGUCUGGGGGUGCUGAGCCUGGAGGUCCUGAGCCUGGGGGUGCUGAGUCUGGGGGUGCUGAGCCUGAGCGUACUACACCUGGAGGAGCCCUCUCCUCCCGGCAGCUGCAGGAGAGGUACCUACAGUACUGCCGCCUCCGGAGAGGUACUACUGGAGCUCGUACCAGUACUUCCCCUCCUGCCCAGGAGCUCCCCCCCAUUUAG